AAAAUUCAAGAUGGCGUCGAAUGUACGGGUGGAAAUAUCGAUGUGAUAGAAAACUUGCUUGCAUUCCAUUUUCAUGUAUUGUGGUGUUGUGAAAUGAGCAAAAUUAAGAGAAGAGUAACAGUUGAUUCUGCUAAGUCUGUCUCGGAUGAGGGAGAUAGACGCAAACCAAGUGUUUUUGAAAGGCUUGGUCCCGGAGCUCGAAAACAACUAGACGAUCGCGGAGAAUCUUCAUAUCACAACACUAAGUGCCGACAUUGGUUACUGAACGGAGAGUGUGCAUUUGGAAGCAGCUGUAAAUUUCAACACGGUCCACCCUACAAGAAAUCAAGGGUUGAGGAAAGUCCUGAGAAGCCCAGAUCACGUCAGAAACAUUACAAGAAGGAGGUCGAGGAAAGCGAUUCCGAUUCCGACCACCGGUCUCGCAGCAAGACAAAGAAGGAGAAGAUCCGAUCUAUUGUCAGUAAGAAGAAGGCAGCGACACAGGAGAGCGACAGUGACACGUCCGAUAGCUGGGAGCAGGAACGGGCGCCGCAGCAGGACAGAGCAGAUUUAGAUUACAAGAAGGAACUAGAGUUGGAGCGACAGAGACAACAGAUACAGAACGCACUACGUCAGCUAAAUCAGGAAGAGGCCAGGGAGAAUAUCACCAUCCAAAAAAAACUGAGCAGCAGUGAAGACGAAAUGGAUAGCCCUGAACUGAAGUACAAGAAGUCCAAGUCGCCAAGUAAGAAGAAAAAAGAGAAGAAACAUAAGAUGAAAUCUCCCAAGUCUAAGGACAUAAGGUCACCAAGUCCAGGGGUCAGAAAGAGAAAUGAGGACCAAGAUUCCCCAAAGAAGAAGCACAAGAAGAAGAAGUCUUUGGAAAAGAAACAUUCAGAAUUCUCAGAUGAGGAGGACCAGGAAAUGAAAAUGAAAAAAUUCAAAAUCAAAAGCAUCAAGUCAAAGACUUCUGAGAAACCCAUCCUGAGUUUCCAGUCAGAAGAGGAAUAUGAGGACGAACUCGCAAAGAAAGCAGCUACAAGAAAAUUGUCACCUUGGUCCCGCUCACCCUCUCGGUCAGUGUCAAGGUCAAGGUCACCGUCUGCUGAUUAUGAAAGGUCAAGGAGGUCACCUGAUGAGUACGAGAAGUUUUUGGCCCAGCAGCAAGGGAAGUCUCCCAUGAGCAUGAAGGGAAAGAAGGCCAUUAGGCAGCAGUUAGAGUAUGAGAAUUAUAUGAAAAAACACAAAAAGGGGAGGUUAAAGGAACUCUCCCCGGAACCAAGGGAGGUAAAGAAGGAACGGUCACCCUCCCCAGAUCAUGGGGAUCCAAAGGGGGGUAAAAAGAAGGGCAAAAAGGACCAGAAAAAGAAACAGAAAGAUUCCGAAAAAGAUUACAUGUCAAACAGUGACUCAGAGAUGUAUUCCAGAGGAGAGAAGCAAUCACCGACUAAAAAGUAUGAUCCACCCCCAGAACAUCGGGAUCAGAGGAACUCAAGACGAGAUGAGAUGGAGCAGUCAAGGGGGUCCCCUAAGGAGUACGGGGAUGGUCGGUCCAAGCAGUACAAGUCGCAGGACAGGAGGGGGCCCAGUACCCCGGUCAAGGAGAGGAGGAGGAGCCCCUCCCCGGAGCAGGGGAUGAAGGCCCAGGAGUCCUACAGUAGGAAGGAGUACUCACCCUCAGAGUCUAUGAGGUCAGGGUCCCAGUACCAGAGGAGUCGUAGAGACCCCUCCCCCCGGGACAGGAGGGAUGACAGUAACAGGUACCCCAAAGAUAGACGGAUGGAGGAGGAGAGCAGAGGGAGGGACAAGGAAGAUCCCCGCCGAUCUAGCAGGUACCCCUCCCCAGGGGAGCGGAGGUACGAAAGAGGUCAUGAUCCACCCCCCAGGGCUGAGUUUGAGGGAGGAAGGUCAGACAGCCGAAGUAGAUACAUGGAGAGAGGCAGAGACCCCUAUGACGAGCAUUUCCCUCCUCCCCCUCCCUCCCACCCAGAGGACAUUAGAGACCGAGGGAGAGGCCCUUACAGCCAGAGAGGUGGACCCCUUCCACCAGAAUCUUAUGAGAGGGACAGGAGGGGGCCUCCCUCCGAAAGAUUCGACAGAGACAAGAGAGGCCCCCCAGAGGGGUACGAGAGAGAGAAACUUGUGUCCCAAGCGGAGGCAUAUGAGAGAGACAGGUACCCCAGGGACAGGGAGAGGUACGGGUCCAGGGACCAGAGGUCUGACCCCAGGAGUUCCCGAUACGAAGGAGGCAGGGAUCUUUAUGAUAACAGAGGCCCAGCCCCUGCUGAUUACACCUGGGAACAGAACCGCCGAGGUGGUAACUGGCCACCGCCGGCUUCCAGGAACCGCACCCCCCAACAACAACCACCACCUCUGAUGGGCCCUGACCGAGGCUACCGCCCCUCCGAGAGAUUCCCAGACUAUGGACCCCCCAUCCCAGCUGCCAGAUUUGAUUCCCCGCGGGAUGUGAGACCAGAGAGGGGGGAGUGGGACAGGCAGGACCCCCGGGAGGAGUUCUACCCCCCAGACAGGAGGGACUGGGACCGUCAUGAGGAGAGGAGGGACUACCAGCCCCCACCCCGGGAGGAUGACCGCUUUAUGGACAGACCGGAUGACCGAUACAGGGAAAGCCGGUAUGACAGAAAAGGUGAUGAUAGAAGAAAUGACGACAGAUCCAAGCGAGAUCGCUAUAUGGAAGAAAGGUCAGACAGGCAAGACCGAGACAAAGGUGAGCCCCCAGGCAGGGCAGAAUAUGACAGGCGAAGAGGGGGGUCACCGGACAGAAGACAGGACAUGUCCCAGGACAGAAAAGGAGAGAACUCUAGGGAUCGCAGGAGGGAGACAUCACCGGACAGGCAGCAAGCGGGGUCAUAUGAUCAGCAGAGGGCGGAGUCAAAAGAGAAGUUCCGGGAGGAGGGAGACAGAAGAAAGGAGGAGGGGGGUGAUAGAAAGAGGGACAGGUCGAUGGAUACAAAAAGGGAGGAGAGACGAAGGGGGGAGGAGAAGAGUAGAGGGACAAGUGCUGCCAGACGGAAAGAGGGGUCAGUUGAGAAGCCAGCUGAGGGCUCACCUGAUAAGCUGAGGGAGAGGUCACAUGACAAGAAGUGGGAGGAGUCACCUGAGAGGCCAGCAGGAGAUAAGGAGGGUGAUCGACGGAGGGGGGAAGGAGAGGAGAGGGGGAGAGAAGCCGAGAAUCAGGGGAGAGAUAAAACAUCAAGGGAGAGAAGAGAUCCUACACCGACUAAAAAGAAAGAUAAGAAAACUAAGAAGUCUCACAAGGAAAAGUCGAAAGAGGAGGAAAAAACGGAGGAUAACAGAGAGAGGAAAGAGAAGGCAGAACCAAGGAAGGAAAGCAGAAAACGGGGCUAUGAUGACAACAAGGAUCGGUCAGUUUCACCCUCACCAAAGACGAGGGAAGCUGCUGUAUCCCCCACGCCGUCCACAAAGAGGGUCAGGGAGGUGUCUCCCACAGAGUCUCACCGCAGCAAGAGGGAGGUCUCCCCCGCUCUGUCUCACAGGAGUAAGGCUAGCAUUGUUCCUGCAGAGAAGCCACCCACUAAAGAGGAGGUGGAGGAGGAAGAUAAAAGAGGCCGAGAAUGGGACAGGGGGAGUGAAAAGUCAGACAGGAGGGGGAGAGAGAGACACGCCUCUAGUCCAUUCUCUGUGGAGGAAGACAGAAGGUCAAGAGUGUCCAAAAGGUCAAGGUCACCUGAGGGCAGAGAUGAGAAAGACAGAGACAGGAGGAAGAAAAGGAAAACAAAUCGAGAUGAUGACAGAAGACAAGGUGACAAAAACCGAGAGGAAGAUCGCAAAUCAGUUGGCAAGCAAUCUCAGGGCAGUCAUCUAGAUAACAAGCUCAGCGAUUGGUCAGAAGAUUCAGAGGACCUCCCUAAAACUGGUCUGGGGGAGGUGACCGAGAAAGAGAAAGAACAGGUUGCGUCAGCUCUACCAGAACACCUCCAGCCGCGGCGACCCAGAAGUCACAGCCGCAGCAGUCUAGGCAGCCACCGAGAUAACCGCAGCAGACGAUCGUCAGUGGAUCGCAGCAGACGGGACGUGUCAGCAGAAAACGAUCGCAGCAGGAGGGACCGUUCUCAAGAGAAUGACAGAAGCCGCAGGGAUCGCUCAAUAGAGAGUCGUAGCAGGAGAGACCGCUCACCUGAAAUUCGGACGUCAAGUAGACAAAGCAGUCGGGAGAGGUCAAGUAGAGCUAGAACUAGCUCAGUUGAAACUCGAGAAAAAGAGAGAAGCAAAAGUGAGACCUCCGAGAGUAAACCCGAGCUACAGUCUAAAGAGGAGGAAAAACAAACUAAAGAUGAGGAUGAGGAUUCUGAUGAUAACCUGUCAUUGGAGGAGAUUUCCAGUGAGGAAGGCAGCGUGAUUGGAGAAGAGGAGAAGAAACCAAGUAUUAUGGACAUGGUUGACAUUGACUGGACCAGUCUGGUUCAAUCCUCUCAACCUAAACCAGCCAGUACCGGUUCAGCUUUACAGCGGUUCAGGGCACCGGCCAUCUUCGCCAAGCUGGGAGUUUCCCGGGAGUUUGCUGGAGACAAAUUGUUCCAAAAGAUCCAAAAUUCUUGUCAGCAAGAAUUAGAGAAACAAAGAGAGGAAAACUCUGAAGGGUCACAGGGUCAAGAGGUUAAACCCUCAGAGCCGGUUAAGUUCAAGUUAGAGGAUUCCCUGAGAAAAGUCCAGACUGGCUCGGCUUCACUGACCUCUAAGUCUAACAUCCUACGUAACAUUGGUAACUUCAGGAGGGCACUGUGUGCCAGGAAGGACCUGGAAAUCCGACGCAAACUCUGCAAAGUGGACACGAACUUGGACCAGUCUUUCAAUCCUCCUAUGCCAGACAAAGAACUGUUUAAACUUAGUGCUCAACUUCUGACCGGGUCCGAAAUUUCCCCCGUUAAAGAGGAAACCCCCACCCCGGCCAUCAAACCUGAGAUACAGUGUGCUUAGAGACUGUGCUGCCCCAGAGGUGAAAACUUUGGAUCACUAAUGUGAUAAAUAAACUUCAAAGAGCAGGCCACAAUGUUAUAGUGGAAGAGGCAUCUACGAAGGGCAUAACAAGGGUGCAAAGACAGUCAUCCUUUUUUAAAAAAAAAAACAUUCUUGUGUUCAUGUCUUGUAUAACCAUGUGUAUUUCAUUAAAAAUGAAAUGCUGAAA
This is a messenger RNA of Saccostrea cuccullata (small rock oyster), 5146 nucleotides long. Its product is annotated as zinc finger CCCH domain-containing protein 13-like. Gene Ontology annotation, molecular function: metal ion binding. NCBI's taxonomy places the organism in Eukaryota, Metazoa, Mollusca, Bivalvia, Ostreida, Ostreidae. Gene Ontology annotation, cellular component: RNA N6-methyladenosine methyltransferase complex. The record is from RefSeq and is a predicted model, not a curated record.